UUUAUUUUAUUUUAUUCUAUUUUAUCUUUUAAUUUUAUCUUUUGAUUUUAUCUUUUGAUUUUAAUUUUGCUCCCAUUUUUUCUUUUUAUUAAAACAAUACUAAUCUUGAAUUGUAAUGUCUAAUACAGACUUUCUUACGGUAAACUAAUAAAAAGAGCUAUUGACAUUGCAAAAAAGGCUACUGAAGAGGAUCGUAAUGAAAAUUAUAAAGAUGCAUACAAUUUAUAUCAAAACUGUCUAGAAUAUUUUAUGACGGCUAUUCGAUAUGAAAAGAAUGAUAGAUUAAAAGAACGAAUUCGUGAAAAGCUAAUAGAGUAUUUGGAUAGAGCAGAGACUCUAAAAACAUUUUUAAAUGUUCAGCAUGAGAAGGAAAGCCUUAAAAAUAGUAGUAGUCCAACCAAAAAUAAAACAACGAAAAAAGCAAUGGGAACAGCUGAUGAUGAUGCUGAUGCUGAUGAUGAAAAUGAUACAGAUAUGAAAAAAUUACGUGCUGGUUUAAUAGGAGCUAUUUUAACAGAAAAACCAAAUGUGAGUUGGAAUGAUGUUGCUGGAUUGGAAGGUGCAAAGGAGGCAUUAAAAGAGGCAGUUAUUUUACCUAUCAAGUUCCCACAUCUCUUUACAGGUCAACGUAAACCAUGGCGAGGCAUCUUAUUGUAUGGUCCUCCAGGCACAGGUAAAUCUUAUUUAGCCAAGGCGGUAGCUACAGAAUCCAAUGCUACUUUCUUUUCCAUCUCUUCUUCUGAUCUAGUCUCUAAAUGGUUGGGCGAGAGUGAGAGACUCGUUAAGGAACUAUUUCAAAUGGCAAGAGAGAAUAAACCUUCUAUUGUCUUUAUUGAUGAAGUAGAUUCUCUUUGUGGUUCAAGAGGUGAUGGAGAUUCUGAGGCUUCUCGUCGUAUCAAAACAGAAUUUUUAGUUCAAAUGAAUGGUGUAGGGAAUGAUAUGGAUGGUGUACUUGUACUAGGGGCCACAAAUAUACCUUGGCAACUUGAUUCUGCGAUUAGAAGAAGAUUUGAACGGCGUAUUUAUAUCCCUUUACCUGAUCUUAAUGCACGCGCUAAUUUAUUUUCUUUAAAUGUUGGAAAUACACCUUGUACCUUAACACAGCAAGAUUAUAAACGACUCGCAGAGAUGACAAAUGGGUAUUCUGGAUCUGAUAUUGCUGUUUUAGUAAGAGAUGCAUUAAUGCAACCUAUUCGUAAAGUUCAAAACGCUACUCAUUUUAAGCUUGUAACUGCACCUUCACGUACUCAACCAAGAACAAUAACACCAAUACAGUCCUAUUUUACGCCUUGUUCACCAGGUGAUCCUGAUGCUCAAGUAAUGAAUUGGAUGGAUAUUGAAGGAGAUCAAUUAUUAGAACCAGAGUUAACAAUACAAGAAUUUUUAAAAGCUGCAAAGAAUUCUCGGCCUACAGUAAAUGAAACUGACAUAAAGCAACAUGUUAGUUUUACUCAAGAUUUUGGACAAGAAGGAUAAAAAAGAAAAGAAAAAGAAAAGAAAAGAAUAGAAAAAGAAAGGUCGUUUAUAUAAAGUAUUCAUUCAUUUUUUUUUUUUGUUUAUUU
Cokeromyces recurvatus is the source of this 1562-nucleotide messenger RNA. Its product is annotated as skd1 protein. Bases 250 to 1476 code for a protein of 408 amino acids. The record is from RefSeq and is a predicted model, not a curated record. Lineage: Eukaryota; Fungi; Mucoromycota; Mucoromycetes; Mucorales; Mucoraceae. Gene Ontology annotation, molecular function: ATP binding; ATP hydrolysis activity. Gene Ontology annotation, biological process: endosomal transport; vacuole organization. The transcript is spliced from 5 exons.